Messenger RNA from Macaca mulatta (Rhesus monkey), 1413 nucleotides. It is a transcript of the gene SOHLH1, whose product is annotated as spermatogenesis and oogenesis specific basic helix-loop-helix 1. Gene Ontology annotation, biological process: regulation of DNA-templated transcription; spermatogenesis. Gene Ontology annotation, molecular function: RNA polymerase II cis-regulatory region sequence-specific DNA binding; protein dimerization activity; DNA-binding transcription factor activity, RNA polymerase II-specific. The record is from RefSeq and is a predicted model, not a curated record. Lineage: Eukaryota; Metazoa; Chordata; Mammalia; Primates; Cercopithecidae. Gene Ontology annotation, cellular component: nucleus.
CGGGGCUGCCUGCGGAAGGGGCCGUGCGCGUGGGGUCGCUCCGCAGCUGCGAGUUCAUGGCGUCCCGGUGCUCCGAGCCCGACCCGGAGGUCUCCGGAGUCCCCACUGCCAGGGGAUGCAACGGCUCCUCCCUGUCUGGUGCCCUCUCCUGCUGCGAGGACUCGGCCCAGGGCUCGGGCCAGCCCAAGGCCCUUACGGUGGCCGAGGGUCCCAGCUCCUGCCUUCGGCGGAACGUGAUCAGCGAGAGGGAGCGCAGGAAACGGAUCUCGUUGAGCUGUGAGCGUCUGCGGGCCCUGCUGCCCCAGUUUGAUGGCCGGCGAGAGGACAUGGCCUCAGUCCUGGAGAUGUCUGUGCAGUUUCUGCGGCUUGCCAGCGCCCUGGGGCCCAGCCAGGAGCAGCAUGCUAUGCUUGCUUCUUCCAAGGAAAUGUGGCACUCGUUGCAGGAGGACGUCUUACAGUUGACGCUGUCGAGUCAGAUUCCAGCAGGCGUGCCAGACUCUGGGACGGGAGCGUCUGGCGGGACUCGAACUCCAGAUGUGAAGGCGUUUCUGGAAAGUCCUUGGUCCCGGGAUCCGGCAUCGGCCGGCCCAGAGCCCCUGCCCCACGUCCUUGAGUCCUCCAGGCAUUGGGACCCUCCGAGCUGCACGUCCCUGGGCACAGACAAGUGUGAGGUGCUGUCGGGGCUGUGUCAGGUGCGGGGUGGGCCGCCCCCUUUCUCAGAACCUUCCAGCCUGGUGCCGUGGCCCCCAGGCCCGAGUCUUCCUAAGGCUGUGAGGCCACCCCUGUCCUGGCCUCCGUUCUCGCAGCAGCAGACUUUGCCUAUGAUGAGUGGGGAGGCCCCUGGCUGGCUGGGCCAGGCUGGGCCCCUGGCCAUGGGGGCUGUACCUCUGGGGGAGCCAGCUGAGGAGGCCCCCAUGCCUGUGCAAGACGCCAGGUCUGUGUUGGGGUCUGAUAUGGAGGAUGGGACGUCCUUCCUGCUGACUGCCGGUCCCAGCUGGUGGCCGGGGUCUCUGGAGGGCCGAGGAGGCAGUGGCCCUGCAUGGGCUCCAGCUGAGAGCAGUCCACUGGAUCAGGGAGAGCCAGGCUUCCUAGGGGACCCUGAGCCUGGCUCCCAGGAGCUCCAGGACAGCCCUCUGGAGCCGUGGAGCCUGGAUGUGGACUGUGCAGGCCUGGCCCUGAAAGACGAGGUGGAAAGCAUCUUCCCUGACUUCUUCGCCUGCUAGCAGCCGGGCUGUGGAGAGGAGGCAGGCAGGGCCGGUGGAUCUGGAGCCGCGUGUGUCCCUGUCGCAUGCUUGGGCAUUUUAUUUUGGGUUUGGGUUGCAGCUGCACCCUAAUUUGAGCGAGGCUUACAGGCUGUGACAAGAGGAUACUGAAUAUUAAAGAGAGAAAGCAGUUUUCCUGGAGGAAGCAAAA